AAAAAAUAAUUGUAUUAAAUUCUCUACAUAUCUUUAAAUCACUACAGAUGCGCAUUAUCAAGAUAAUAGUGAAAAGAGUUUGUGGAAAUGCGUUGAUAUAGAUGACAAUAAGGUGUGGUGAUAUUAUUACUUAGUAUAUCCAUAAUUGUAAAACAAAUUAUAGAACGAAAAAAAGAAUUGUGCAUUACAAUAUUUUUUAAAGAUUAAGUAAACGUCCCAAAUAGUAUUAAAAAGUUAUUUAAAAAGCUAUAAAUCCUAAAACAAUUAAUUUAAUCACGUGAAUGGAUCGGUUAAAUGAUUGAAAAUUCAUAAUAUUAGGAAAAUUACAAGUUUUUCAUCAAAUAUUUAAUAAGAAAAGGAAAAAAGUAUUGAAAAAUAAUAAAAAAAUUAUUGGAAAAAAAUGCCAACAAAUUCAGUAUAUCAGCCGACGACAGUCACAUUCGAGAACUCAAAUUCUCUCAUCGCACAGACAAGAAGCUCAUCACGAUUAAAAAUAAUAUUUCAUAAGACAUGGAUGAAAAUUUUACUGCUAAUUGGUGGUUUAUUAUUCUUAGCAGUUGGAUUAGUCAUCUUUUGUUUGGGAACUAUCGAUUACGAAGAUUCAAUGACUAAUGAUGGUGGUGAUAUGUCAUCAGAGUUUCCACGUGAAAAAGAGUUUGACAUUACACUCAUCAUAUUGGGGGUCUUUUUUGCAUCCUUAGGAUUUGUUUUAUUGGGCAUAUACAUAAAACUGAUUGAACAUUGGAGGAGAAAUUGCAUAAUGAUAUGUCCAUGUUCUGAUCGACGAAAGCAUCGACUCGUACGUCAACUGCAAGGCCAUAAUGGCACACAAAACAUUAUGGCAUUAAAUCCGUCUACAGAUCCUUUGGUAUCACAUACACAAUAUGAAGUUUCCGUCUCAGAUGUUCCACGUUUUGAGGAUGAAGAAGAACGUAAAAAAUUAAUGCACGAUAAAGAUUGCAGUAUUAUGGCUGAGGAAAGUCAAUUAUUAGCCGAUUCCGAUCCAAGAAUUAUUUUGAAGCCAUCUACACAAGAAUAAAAAAUUUAAAAUUUAAAUUAUGAACAAAAUUAACUCAUUGAGAAAAAGAGAGAGAGACACACACACGCAUAGUAAGAUAAUAAUCUCAAUCAUAAUCUCGAAUAAGAAGAAAAAAAAACUCUGCUAUUUAACUACAAACAGUCCAAUAACAGAAGUUAUGCAUUCCAAUUUCACUAUUUUACGAAAAUAGUAUUGCGUACAUGCAUUUACAUGCUUAAUUUUUAACACGUAUUUAAUUUAAAUUUGACAAAUAGGAAUAAUACUUAUUAUGACAAAUCUAGCUACUUCUUUGUCGAGAGUUCAUAAGUGACGUCAUCGUGGCAUUACUCCUUUGUCAUAGACCCCUCUCCUCUCGUAAAAAUGAUUAUCAUUUAUGAACGACUCUUCUUACUUUCUUGAGAUUUUUGUUGCAUAUCACGAAUUGA
Chironomus riparius is the source of this 1464-nucleotide messenger RNA. The record is from the annotation of a GenBank genome assembly. NCBI's taxonomy places the organism in Eukaryota, Metazoa, Arthropoda, Insecta, Diptera, Chironomidae.